AUGCCGACCUUUGGAGGUCUCCUCAAGAAAAAGAAGACCAAGGAGUCUUCUGACGACAAGUCCGCUCAAUCAGGUGGAGGCAGUUAUCAGCCUAUUCAAUACAAGUCCUCACAUAAGACCGACACCUCAUCGCCUGUCCCUUCCAAGACUACAGGCGCCUCCGAUGUACCCUCCCAAGCCACCACGGCUGUGACAACCACCUCCACUCCAGAACCUCAUGCCAAGACGGUCGAAAGCAACGGCGGCGUCGAUAUGAACGCUGCUCCUGUUGUCAGCCCUACUGGGGGCGUGGUGGAUUCCAAGCCGGUGCAGAGACAAACGAAGGGCAAAUACACCCUCUCGGACUUUGCAAUCCAGAGGACCCUGGGCACGGGCUCGUUUGGGCGGGUGCACCUGGUCCAGUCAAAACAUAACCAACGCUUCUAUGCCAUCAAAGUCCUGAAGAAGGCCCAGGUGGUCAAGAUGAAACAAAUUGAGCAUACAAAUGACGAAAGACGUAUGCUGCAACGUGUCAAGCACCCAUUCCUCAUCACACUGUGGGGAACGUUCCAGGAUUCAAAAAACCUGUACAUGGUCAUGGACUUUAUCGAGGGAGGGGAGCUUUUCAGUCUGCUUCGAAAAUCUCAGCGUUUCCCCAAUCCCGUAGCCAAGUUCUAUGCUGCCGAAGUCACGUUGGCACUGGAGUAUCUGCACGGGCAGAACAUCAUCUACCGCGACCUGAAGCCGGAAAACCUGCUGUUGGAUAGACACGGCCACGUCAAGAUCACCGAUUUUGGCUUUGCCAAAGAAGUGCCUGACAUUACGUGGACCCUUUGCGGUACGCCAGAUUACCUCGCUCCCGAGGUUGUAGCCUCAAAAGGGUACAAUAAGUCCGUGGAUUGGUGGUCUCUCGGGAUCUUGAUCUUCGAGAUGCUGUGCGGAUUCACUCCCUUCUGGGACGGAGGGUCUCCUGUCAAGAUCUACGAAAACAUCCUCAAAGGAAGAGUCAAAUACCCUCCCUACAUUCAUGCUGACGCUCAAGACCUUCUGGUUCAGCUGAUCACAAAUGAUCUGACAAAGAGAUUGGGCAAUUUGCACGGCGGUCCAGCAGACAUCAAAAACCAUGCGUGGUUCGCGGAGGUUACCUGGGAAAGACUGCUGAAGAAAGAUAUUGACGCCCCGUACGUCCCGCCAGUGAAAGGUGGAGCUGGUGAUGCCAGUCAGUUCGACAAAUACCCCGAGGAGACAGAAGAAUACGGCAAGAAAGGAGAGGACCCAUUCGGCCAUUUCUUCGUGGACUUUUGA
Messenger RNA from Fonsecaea nubica, 1284 nucleotides. Its product is annotated as cAMP-dependent protein kinase type 2. The transcript is spliced from 4 exons. Gene Ontology annotation, cellular component: cAMP-dependent protein kinase complex; nucleus. Bases 1 to 1284 code for a protein of 427 amino acids. The record is from RefSeq and is a predicted model, not a curated record. Gene Ontology annotation, molecular function: cAMP-dependent protein kinase activity; ATP binding. Lineage: Eukaryota; Fungi; Ascomycota; Eurotiomycetes; Chaetothyriales; Herpotrichiellaceae. Gene Ontology annotation, biological process: peptidyl-serine phosphorylation.